AUGAAGCUGUCAAGAGGCACUCCUUUCGCGCUCUUGGCAGCAAGCUGUCAGGCUGCAUAUGUGCAGUUUCAAGACUGCGCUGAUGCGGUUACCAAUAAGUCGCUCAUUCCGGAGAGUUUUCGCGCGGCGGUUGAGCAGGGGAGGGAUGCGUUUGAGUGGCGGUUUGAUGUUAUCGCUGGGCAGGCGGAUCGGAAUGCCUGUGAGAUUGAUAUCGGCGCUGUUGUACCGAGAUUUACAGUUAUCGACUACGGGAGCGACCCUAAACAAAUCUCAGGAGAGAUCGUCAACAUAUCCUGCUACACUUCCGAAUGGCUCGGCCCGAGAGCUCAUUUCAUCAUUGCAUCUUCCUUUCAACGAUCAGCUUUCCUGGAUACCUUCCGAACAACCUUGGAUAUGACUUCGAAAGACAACGAAUCACUGUCCUGUGUUCGAGCAGUCCUCACUCCCGCUGCCCCGGAACCCAUUCGCCUUCUCAGUCUCUGGCUCCCCAUCGCCACUUUCGCCUUGACCUGUAUCGCAGCAUGUUGGCCGGCCCAACCACUAACCAGCUCCUUAAGCCCCAAGAACGCCCGUGUCACACGCGCCAUCGAUCUCUUAGCUUACAUCCAGUUUAUGUUUUUCUCAGGCGCACUCAGCCUUCGAUACCCUGGCUUCUUCCAACCUCUCGUCGGCCUCUGUAGCUGGUCUACCCUGAUGCUUCCGGCCGGUCUUGUAGAAGCUUCCUCACCUUAUCCGCAAGCCGGUGUAAACGACGGCAUUUAUGAACACAAUGGGACAAUCACAGGAGCUCCAGGCUUGGAACUACUUACCCAGAUGACGGGCUCACCAGUGAAACCUCAAAGUUGGAUGAAUACCUUCGUCCUAUCACUCAUCGUCUUUUUCUUUCUCUACUUAUCAUCAUACAUCAUUUUCAGGCUGAACAGCCGCGACUCACCCUCAAAGCCUGCCUGGACAAUUAUUGGAGCGCAGCUCAGAGACCGGUAUUGGGCUGUUGUCAGGCUUUUCCUCAGCUGUUUCAUGCUACCAAUCAGUGCAUGGGCAACCUACCAAUUCCUCGACGACCAGAUCUUUGGAUAUCGAAACUCAGCCAUGGCGAUCAUAAUUCUGAUUGUGUUAUUAGCAGCCUUUUGGUGGAGUUGGACAAGGGACUCUGAGAUGGGAUCGCUGGUCAUUCAAAGCCCAGGUCGGCUGAACAAAGAUCCAGAAUCUGGGCGACAAUACUACGCUUUGGUCUUGUUCUCUUUGAUGUUCCUCCGAGGAAGUGUCAUUGGCGGAUUGCAAACGUACACCUCUGUCCAGCUUGGUGUUCUGUUAGGAUGCGAGCUUGUUCAAUUGCUAUUGAUGGCGUUCUGGACAAGAUUUGCAUGCUUCGUCUCACUUACAGGCGUUCUCUCAGUCUCGAGGCUGGCCUUGUUUGCACUUCACAUUGGUUUUGUUCCUGGGCUCGCUAGUCAUUCAGGCAGGAUGCUUGUUGCCUAUAUCAUUCUUUGCGGGCAUGUAACCGUACUCACAUGCAUCUUCCUUCUGCCUACGGUUCUCGAUAUGGCGCAUCUUAUCAUGUACGGCAGGGCCGUCACAAUGUCGGACGCCGAAAGAGGGCCUUCACGGCAAGUCGCUAGGCUUCUUGAGCGUGCCCGAACAGAUAUUGAAGGGCUACAAAAGUCGGAGUCAGCCAAGAAUGGCGAUUUGAACAGUCAUACUCGAGUGUCCUCACCAGACUUCAAUCAGCUUCUGUUGGAGAUGAUCUUGAAGCGCGAAACAAACAAUCCACAGAUCGGUCCAAGAUCCCAGAAAGCACUAGCAGAGUUUUUGGGUGAGCUCAAAGGUAGAGAUAAGGGAGCCGAAUUCGAGAAGAACCCGACAGUCUUCAGCGACUCCUCCAUUACGCUGAUCGAUUUGAAAAGCUCCAAGGAGGAAAUCACACCCAUUGCAGACAUAUCAGUUGUCGAUUUAGUAUCUCACCUAUUCUCAAAAGAAAACUCAGCUAUCAGCAGCACCCCUGUACGCCAUGACCUCGACCGUCCUAUCAACGAAUACUUCAUCUCAUCUUCCCAUAACACCUAUCUCCGAGGCCGCCAAGUCGCCGCCCGCUCCAAGCUUAAAGGCUACAUCGCUACGCUUUCACAAGGUUGUCGAUCCGUGGAGAUCGAUUGCUGGGAUGGACGUGACGGGCAGCCGAUCGUCAAGCACGGAUACAGUUUGACAACUUCUAUCAGCUUCCGAUCCGUGAUCGAAACUAUCAACAAUUAUGCCUUCUUUUCUUCUGACUUACCUUUGUGGCUAUCUUUAGAAGUACACUGUAACCCAGUGCAGAGGGAUAUCAUGGCACGUACCAUGCUUGAGAUAUUCAGGUCAAGCUUGGUAGUGGAGCCCAUUGAUGCCUAUGCACAGAAACUCCCAUCACCGAACCAGCUCCGCGGAAAGAUCCUUCUGAAAGUUAAAGUUGCUCGAGAUCCACAGCCGCUUCAGGAUCCUCUUGCACCUGAGUACCUGAACUUGGACGGUGUUAUGGAAGAUGUAGAGAACGGCGACUAUGAGGAUCUGCCAUGCGAUUUACUACAGACUCUUGCAGUAUAUGGAGCGAGCAGACGGCUACCAAAAGACGCAGAUUUCGAUUCGCAUAGGAAUUUCAUCUACUCUGUCUCUGAAGGAAACUUCAAGAAACGCACCAAAGACAACGGUUCGCUCAAGUUAUCGGGAACACAUCAUCUUGUUCGCGUAUAUCCAGAUCCGAACAGGGUCGACUCAUCCAACUUCAACCCUCUGCAAUGUUGGAAACAUGGCGUUCAGAUGGCAGCUCUCAACUUCCAGACCAAUGACUUUUACAUGAGUCUUAAUGAGGCAAUGUUUCGUGGAAGCUCAGGAUAUUUGUUAAAGGCUCUGCCGCGACCAACACUAAUACGACUCCAAGUUGACGUUCUUAUGGCGUGGGGCCUCAAGGUAUCGUCAGGCAACGGCCCGGUCUAUGUCAAGAUGAAGCUAUUGACACCCGAUACCAUGAGCCAAAAAGCCCGGAGUACAUCUGUGCCUUUGCAAGAGUCAGAUGUGGUGUUUGAUGAGAACUUGGAGAUGUCGACCGAGACGAAUUACCCUCACCUCACGUUUCUGGAAUGGUCAGUCAAGACAAUGUCGAACGGCCGCUCGAUGUCGAUGGCUUCAGGCAUUGCCAAGAUCGACAAUCUGAAGGAGGGCUAUAGAUAUCUACCACUGGUGUAA
Messenger RNA from Fusarium subglutinans, 3216 nucleotides. RefSeq names its product 1-phosphatidylinositol-4 5-bisphosphate phosphodiesterase 1. Gene Ontology annotation, molecular function: phosphatidylinositol-4,5-bisphosphate phospholipase C activity. Lineage: Eukaryota; Fungi; Ascomycota; Sordariomycetes; Hypocreales; Nectriaceae. Gene Ontology annotation, biological process: lipid metabolic process; phosphatidylinositol-mediated signaling. The transcript is spliced from 2 exons. Bases 1 to 3216 code for a protein of 1071 amino acids. The record is from RefSeq and is a predicted model, not a curated record.